Anopheles stephensi (Asian malaria mosquito) is the source of this 547-nucleotide messenger RNA. Its product is annotated as adult cuticle protein 1-like. The transcript is spliced from 2 exons. NCBI's taxonomy places the organism in Eukaryota, Metazoa, Arthropoda, Insecta, Diptera, Culicidae. The coding region runs from base 96 to 473 and encodes 125 amino acids. The record is from RefSeq and is a predicted model, not a curated record.
ACCGAACGGUGUGUGAACUGUAUCAGAACCAUCUGAGCAACAUUCAGAGCAACAGCAGCAAACCACAACGCUUGCAAAUCCUCAAAUCAACAAUCAUGAAGUGCAUCGCAGCUGUAGUCAUGAUGGCCGUCGCCGUUGCCGUCCAGGGAUCGUCCGUUACCUACUGGGGCAAUGGAGCAGCUCUGCAGCAUUUGGCGCCAGUUUCGGUCGGAAGCUGGGUACAGGAUAAUUCUUACGCCAGAAUUGUAUCGCCCUGGAACUACGCUUACCAGGCCCCUGUCGCCGCUCACGUUGCCGCUGCUCCAGUUGCUUACGUCGAACCGUACGCCUACCAGCCAGCCGUGGCCGUUGUCGCCCAGAAGGAGGCCCGCUAUCUGGCCGCUAACCGUGGUGCGGUGCAUGAGGCGCCACUGCCCGGCCACACCGUCAACCAGCAGUCGCUGAACCUGGAACCGGCACCCGGAACUCUGUAAAUUGAAUGAUCGGCAUAUAGGCGGCAUUUGUUGAGUGCUGCAAAAUAAAAGCGCGUUGUGAUAUUGUACAGUAA